CCACGCCGGCACAACUACUUCGAUUUUCAUCUUUUUGCAUUAUAAACGCACAUAUCUUGAUCAUUUUCACUUAAAAAGUCUCAUUUUUUGUUCAGUCUUCUUGUGAACUCGUUUUCAGGUAAAUUCAUGUGCAAUUAACUGCUAAAGUUGACUUAAAAGUGUCAUCAAUGUGAUCUUAGAGAUAAAAAAAAAAUUGAUGAGCAAGAUUUUUAAUUUUUAGACUCAGAAAAACAAAAUCAAAAUGCCAACCGCAGAAGCACCAGAGCCUGCAUUAGAUGAGGACGUAGGUCAUUUGGAAGACUUAGAUGAGCCACCUGAAGGUCGUGCAGCCCGAGAAGGUGCUCAAGGAGGUGGACAAGGAGGCAGAGCAGGAUUAAUGAAGCCUUUAGUUGUUCUAGCUCUUCCUGGCAUGUAUCUUUUCUACAAAUACAGCCAGUAUCGACGUGAACAGCGUGAAUUGUCACGAAGACGAAUAACAGAAAGAGAGCUUCAACAUCUUCACCAUAAAAUCGAUAAACUUUUAACUAAACUCGAAGAAAAUGAACCUGAAUUAGCUUCUUCACAAGAAGAUGAAUGUGUUAUUUGCGUAAAUGCGAGAGCGACGAUGCAAACAGCACCAUGUGAACAUCGAGUGGUUUGCAGACGCUGCUUCGUUAAGACUAUACAGAUGGCUGUUUCUCAAAGACUGUUGCCCCUCAGAUGUGUUAUUUGUCGUGCAAAAAUUUUGCGACUUAAGCAAACUCUCAAUCCUAGAGAUCCUUGGGUCCUGCCUCAAAGUGCAUCAGAGUACAAUAUGGGUGCCGGAGUAGGAACAAGUAAUGGACCAGGUGGAAGAUGGGGAACGGGUAAUGUUCCAGCGUCAGCAUCACUUUAUUCAAUGGCCAGUGGAUCAUCUUCCAUAUCUGGUGUGUCUUCCGUGUCUUCGGCAACCUCAUCAUCAGCAAGUAGUACUAACAGUGCACCUAUUAAGUCUACUAGAGUAAGGCAACCAACUGGAGCUACUUUAAGACGUACUCAGACACAAUCAAUGAAAAUGCGGAUACAAAAAUAUCAAGAUCCCAUUCCACAAGUUGCUGAAAAUGAGGAUGUUAUUAGAGCGAAUAGAGAAAGACGACUGCCGCCAAUUAAAGAGUUCCAGAGCGAUUAUCGGGCUGGAAAAGCUUCCACGAGGCUGAGAUGCGCACAGAAGAUAGUCACACAACUGGAAAUAUCACCAAAUCACCGAGUAUCAUCAUGCAGUUCUGAAAAUUCUUCAAAACCCUUAGCAAAGUCCACUUCAUCAAGGUCUUUUUCAUCUUCUUCAAAUAAUAAAAGACCAAUGAGUGUUCCAAGGACGCCAAUGACAGUAGCCCAAGAGGUACAAAAGACAAAGAAAGAAAAAGAAAAGGAAAAAGAACGUGAAAAAGCUGAAAAGGCUCGACAAAAAGAAGAAGAAAAAGCUGAAAAAGCACGACAAAAAGAAGCUAAAAAAUUAGCAAAAGAAGAAAAAAAACGUGCAAAAAAAGAAGCUAAAGCUCGCCGAAAGGAAGCUGAAGAAGCACUUUUAAGGGAUGAUAAAUAAAUUUCAUUCUUUCCUGCCAAUUAAUUCAAAAUAAAAUCCGAACAAUAAUAAAUGGAUUUGAAUGAAUACUCAAGUUAAAAGCGGCUUAAAACAGUAAUCAAUAUAAUAACAAUAAAUAGAUAAGCAAGACCGAUUCUGUAGUAAAGUUGAAACGAAUAGAGACGCAAUAGCACUUAGAAAAAGAGGCGGGAAAAUAAAAAUAAAGUCAAAAAGAGCUUGAAGAAUCGUUUUUGUCUAACUAUUUCAAUAAAAAAUAGGCGAUAAAGUCUAGAAGUGGCCAAAAAACAAUUACAUAAUGAUAAUUACUAGUAAUUAAUAAUAAUAAUUAAUAUUAACUCCUCUAGGGAAUCUUGAAUUUGAGAUAAAUCUUAUCGAUAAAUGAGGUUGACAAUUCUAGAAAAUACUCUUUACAUUUAGAUCGACUAGGAUUCUACUGUAGAAAAUGAUGACAAGUGAAUAUUUAAAAAAUAAACUAAUGAUUGAGACGAUGGAAACUAUGUCAAUUGAUGGAAGAAUGUUUAGCCUAAAAAAUCAAUUAAUUGCAAACAAACGAUUGAAUUAUUAAUAAGUAGUGUCUUUUUUGUUGAGAAUCAUUUUUUUAUGUAUUUUUCAAAGACUUAGUCUUUCGUCUCCGAUCCAGAGAUACAAAUCAAAAUUUUGUAAUCAUCCAAUGGUUAUAGAAAUGUCAGAAUAUCAAAAUAAUUGCAGUUUAAGAAAUAUUUAUUUAGCAAAAAUAAAGAAGACAAAAGAGGGUUUCCAAAUAUCGAUUACUAAGUUAUUUAUUUUUAUUUCAAUUUAUUCAAAAUUAGUCAGUUUAUAUUAAUUAUUUUUACGUUUAUUGGUUGCAAUAAUUUGCACACUUUUAUCGAUUCUACUGAGAAUAACAAUAAUAUAAAAAUUAGUGGAUUGUUUAAGGACGAUAAAUGGAAUAAAAAUAAAUGAUCUUAACGCACAUAUCAAACAAAUAUUACCAUUAAUUAGUUAAUUAAUUAAAUUAUAUUGGCUUUAGUCGGUGGGCUGCAACCCUAGAAUGUCAAUUAUAAUUGUUAUUAAAUAUUUAUCAACUGUUGACAAAAAGAUUAUACAAAAAAUGAAAAAAAAAUUUUAAUUAAAUUUUAACGUAGAGUCAAUUCAAGUAUCAUCGCUAAUCUUACGCUUUUUAAAUUAAAUUGUAUUAAGAAAAUGGUUGUGAAAAAAUAAAGUCUAAGAGGCAUAAAUUGUUAAGCUUGUCUUUGAACAUUUCGGAAUGAAAUUUCGAUUGAUUAUUUGAAUAAAUUUUUAAAAAUAUUGUCAUUCUCAGUGGAAAAUUUAUUUUAUCGUUUAAAUACAUAAAUGGAAUAAUUGACAAAUACAUUUAACAUUAAUAUAAUGUAUUUGUCCUUGUUAUUUGAAGUUAAAGAACGACCUUCACGGCAUUAAUCGAUCAUUCGAUCUCUCAACGUCACCGCGAGGUUACUUAAGGAAACCCAGAUAUAAGUAAGACAAAGUUAUUUGGAAGUAAAACUGUAACAUCAAGUGGUAUAAAAUGAUUCUUUUAAGAAAAUAUGGAUAAUAAAUAAAUUAUAUAAUAUUUAUUAUAUUGUAUUACUCCGUAUACACUUUAAAAUAUCAUCAUUGAAUUAAUUAAUAAUUAACUUAUCUAUUUAUUAAUUAAUUAAUGAAGUAAGUAAAAUUGUUGGCAAUAAUAUCUAGUCUAAUUAUUCAUUUCCAAGUUCAUGUUAAAUUAGAGACAAUUUAUUCAAAUCUGUUGGAUAUGUUUUAUUAAAAAAUGAAACAAAUCUAAUGUGAUUUUUUUUUAUGAGAGACGUAAAUCGAUGGGAUCAAUUUUUUUAUUCAACUAAUUUUUUUUUCCUAUAACCAACUACAUACAAUUUUUAUUAUUGAUUAAGAAUUUAGGAGGACUCCUUCGUUUUGCGUCUCUUUAUUUAUAUGAGAAUGUAAUUAUUUCAAUUGAAAAUAAUUACGAUCAUCGAUUUAAAAAAUUUAUACAUCACAGUAUGUGAUAGAAUAGAUGAUAAAAAAUAGCUUUUUUUAUUUUAUAUGCGCGCUUGUAUUCUUAGGGAUACUUUCGAAGAAAUUAGAUGAGAAAAAUGUCAAUAAAAUUCUUAAAACUAUAUAAAUACAUCCUAUGAAGCAUUCAUUAUAUAAUGUGUUAUAAAAAUUAUCAAUAUUGUCAGAUGAAAAUUUUCAAUAAAACAUCUUCGAAAUAGUUGAAAUGUCCCGCACUUUGUAAUAGCUUUGAAUUGUAGAUUUGGAAAAUCUAUUUUUAGUAGUUUUAUUCAUCGAC
Chelonus insularis is the source of this 3848-nucleotide messenger RNA. Its product is annotated as chromatin assembly factor 1 subunit A. Bases 242 to 1561 code for a protein of 439 amino acids. The record is from RefSeq and is a predicted model, not a curated record. Gene Ontology annotation, biological process: protein autoubiquitination. Gene Ontology annotation, molecular function: ubiquitin-protein transferase activity. Lineage: Eukaryota; Metazoa; Arthropoda; Insecta; Hymenoptera; Braconidae. The transcript has 7 exons.